This is a messenger RNA of Punica granatum (pomegranate), 1763 nucleotides long. The record is from RefSeq and is a predicted model, not a curated record. Lineage: Eukaryota; Viridiplantae; Streptophyta; Magnoliopsida; Myrtales; Lythraceae.
ACAGAUAUGGACUGUGGGCCCCAAUGCUAAUCAAUCUCACGCUGGGAUGUGCACCGGGUCCAGCUUCGCUUCAGGGUGAUAUCUCCAUCGUCGUCGACACUGUCUGUGUCUGUCCCUGUGGCUGUGGCUGUCUCUUCCCCGCUCCGAUCUGACUGCAGUUGGAAGUUUCGAACCAGUCGAAGGCCAAACGACGUGCUCAACCUCAACACCUCCCCAAAUUCUUCAUUCAAACCAAAUCAUCAAAUCAAACCUGGAAAAGGAAAGGGGAUCUGCCAAUAAAAAAGACUUGAAGCUUUCAUUCUUCUCCUCAUUUUUAAUUCGACAUUCCACACGUUAUCUCAAGAGUCUUUUUCGCACUCUCUCUCUCUCAUCACCUUCCUGUCAUCCUCACAUGUCCAUGAAACCUGUAAAGCUGCUGGGGCGCCACCAUUCUCUGCUGCAGAUCAGAGAGCUGGGAGAUAGAGUCUCGACCUGCUUCCGGAGGAGGAGGAGCACGAACCGGAGGAGAGCAAUGGGACUGCCGCCGAAGUUUCCGGGCGUGGACGAGGAGGUGCUGAAACUUCUGGAAGCGAAUAUGGAUCAGGCGCCUGAGAGGAGGCGCGCCCGCGAAGCCUUCAAGGAUAUUCAGCUCGGCAUCGACCAUAUUCUCUUCAAGACACCAUGUGACGGAUUGAAGAUGACAGAGGCAUAUGUAGUCAAUUCCAGAGGAUUGGAAAUUUUCACGAAAAGUUGGCUUCCAGAGUCCUCACGCCCCAAGGCUGUCAUCUGCUAUUGCCAUGGAUAUGGAGACACCUGUACUUUUUUCUUCGAAGGAAUUGCAAGGAAGUUGGCAUCAUCUGGUUAUGGUGUUUUUGCGAUGGAUUAUCCUGGAUUUGGACUUUCGGAAGGUCUUCAUUGCCACAUCCCCAGCCUUGACAGGAUCAUCGAUGAUGUCAUUGAGUAUUUCUCUGGAGUUAAAGGAAAUCCAGAGUAUCGUACACUCCCAAGCUUCCUCUUUGGGCAGUCAAUGGGUGGGGCUGUUGCUCUCAAGGUGCACUUAAAGCAACCUGAAAACUGGGAUGGAGCCAUUCUUGCGGCACCAAUGUGCAAAAUCGCAGAUGACAUGAUGCCACCAUGGAUUCUCACACAGAUGCUGAUUGGUGUAUCGAAAUUUCUUCCGAGGCAGAAGUUAGUUCCACAAGCUGAUUUAGCAGAAUCAGCAUUUAAGGAGCCAAAGAAGAGAGAGCAGGCCGCCUACAAUGUUAUAGCAUAUAAAGACAAGCCACGCUUGCAGACAGCUGUGGAGAUGCUGCGGACAACUCAAGAGUUAGAACGCCGACUAAAAGAGGUCUCUCUUCCAUUGCUGAUUUUGCAUGGAGAGGCUGAUAAGGUGACUGAUCCGUCAGUAAGCAAGGCCUUGUAUGAGAAAGCCCCCUCCUCGGACAAGAAGCUCAUCCUCUAUCCCGAUGCAUAUCACGCUCUUCUCGAGGGGGAACCUGACGAGACUAUUAUUCAAGUUUUUAAUGAUAUAAUCGCCUGGAUCGAAGAACACAUCUUGAAAGCGCAGACUCAACAGAGAUCCGAAUCCUAAUUAGUAUUAUUAUUAUUAUUAUUUAAACUUUGUACAAAAUCAAGAACGCAUGUUUAUUUUUUCUGAAUGGAGUUUAAGAGCCAUCAAUCAAAGAAAUAGUAUAUUGUAUUCGUUUACAACUUCACUUAGAUUAAGUGCUGAAAUUUUAAGUACUGGAAUACGUACGUAAUCCAAUCUUGUUGAUUGUAGUGAA